Molecule: messenger RNA, 1614 nt
Organism: Zychaea mexicana
Lineage: Eukaryota; Fungi; Mucoromycota; Mucoromycetes; Mucorales; Lichtheimiaceae
Product: major facilitator superfamily domain-containing protein
Exons: 8
Coding region: 1-1614 (537 amino acids)
Biological process (GO): transmembrane transport
Cellular component (GO): membrane
Molecular function (GO): transmembrane transporter activity
Source: RefSeq, a predicted model, not a curated record
AUGUCCAUGUUCGUCAUGUCGCUCAACAGUACUGUCGUUGCCCCAGCAAUGUCUAUCAUUGCCACAGAACUAGAAGCUUUGGAGAAACAAACUUGGAUUGCAACUUCGUUUAUGGUUGCUAUGAUUUCAUUUCAACCAUUAGCAGGAAAGUUUUCCGACAUCUUUGGUCGAAAACCUGUUCUCCUAUUUGGAUUAUGCUCCUUUUGGAUCGGAUCACUCAUCACGGCACUUAGUCCUAGUAUUGACGGUGUCAUUGCCGGUCGAACUAUUCAAGGUUUCGGAGCCGGUGGCAUUUUCUCCAUGAUGUUUGUCGUUGUUUCCGAGCUUGCGACGCCUGAAUGGAAACCUCGUCUGCAAUCCAUGUUGACAGUCAUCUACGGCUUGUCCAGUGUGGUCGGCCCAUUAAUCGGCGGUGCUUUUGUCGACUAUCUUACCUGGCGCUGGGAUUUCUGGCUCAACCUCAUUGUUGCUGGUAUACCCAUUCUGAUAAUGACCUUUUUGUUUAAGGAAUCUACGCCUGUCCGUCAAGAAUCAUUUAUUGAAAAGCUCAAGCGCAUCGAUGGCCUGGGUAUUCUCUUUUCCAUCAGCUGUGUUACCUGCCUUCUUUUAGCUUUCUCAUGGGGACCUUUGUACGGCUGGGGUAAUGGUCAUAGUAUUGGCCCAUUUGUUGCUGCUGGCGUUGCGUUUAUACUAUUGAUCAUCUCUCAAAGAUGGAUAGCAAAAGAGCCUAUCAUGCCAGCCGCAGUAGUGCUUAAGCCAUCAUUAUUCACCGUAUACAUCUACAUGGUGUGCCUCGGUGUUGGUUUCGCGGGCACUCUGUACUUUGGCCCAAUUCUCUUUCAGUCUGUAUUUGGUGCCAAUAGUACGCAAUCGGGUAUUCGCCUAAUCCCAUUCAUGGGAUCUUUGAUUGCUGGGUCGCUUGGCAGCAGUAUCUUGAUCAACUAUUUCCCGUAUUUUAAGGCAUAUGUUCUUCUUGGAGCUUGUUGUAACGUUCUCGGAUACGGAUUGAUUUUUACCGUAAAUGAAAACUCGACUUGGGGACAACAAGCUGGCUACCUUGUCUUUUGCGGUCUUGCAUUCGGUUUGUCGCAGCAAAAUUGUGUAUUGGCUGUACAAACAGCUGCAGAUAAAAAGUAUAUGGCUAUCGCAACAAGUUUGAAUAAUUUCUUUCUGAUGCUUGGAUCAUCCAUUGGUAUCGCCAUCUAUCAAAUACUUUUCUCGACGUUUUUAUCAGCCGAAGUCGGCGGUUUGGAUCCGGAGAUCAAGGCGAUAGGCGCUCAAUAUGGUGCACUCGAGAAUUACCUCUAUAUUCGAAAUAUGCCUGCUGAUACCCAAGGACCGGUGAUGAAAGCCUACAUGAAUGCCCUUCAUUAUGUAUUUAUCAUUCCAUUGGUUGCAUCGAGCAUUUCUGUCAUUGCCGCUGUAUUCCUUCGCAAUGUUCGUUAUGGUACCCCUGCUCCUCCUCCUCCUCCUCAGCAAUCCGAACAACAACAUGCGAAGCAGCAAGAUGAAGAGCAGCCGCCCGCCAUUGAUGAAAAAGAUGGAUCACUGUAUGAAUCCAGUAUUGAUUCCACUUCAGUGGCAGAUGGUUCGUCGCUACAGCAGCAGCGUUAA